Molecule: messenger RNA, 4095 nt
Organism: Cuculus canorus (common cuckoo)
Lineage: Eukaryota; Metazoa; Chordata; Aves; Cuculiformes; Cuculidae
Gene: RASAL3
Product: RAS protein activator like 3
Exons: 19
Coding region: 157-3201 (1014 amino acids)
Biological process (GO): regulation of GTPase activity
Source: RefSeq, a predicted model, not a curated record
GGGCGGAAGGAACUCGUCACCGCCUCAAGGGUUGGGCCCCAAAGGCCUUCAACCUUCUCCACUCGUGGUGGGACAGAGGCGGAGGAGAAGGGUGGGACGGAAGCUCUUCCGUGGUCACAUGGCGAAGGCACCGUCGGGCGGCGCCCGGAGGUCGAGAUGGAGUUGGAGAAGGUCCCGGUGGCUCCGGAGCUGCCGACUCUGCUGAAGUCCUACAGAUGGAGGACCGCGGCCCCUCCGGGACUGCGGCGCUGGAGACGUUCCCACAGCCACCGCGAGGCUCAGGGACCUCCUGGAAGGGUCACCUCCAGCCUGGGGCCACCCAAGGCCACCACCCGCCGGUCCCUCUUCCAAAGGGCCUUUUCGGCCCCAUCCAAAGGGCCCAAAGAGAGCCGAGAGCUCCAGGGGGGAAGGACCACCCUCCAGAGGGACCUGCGCGCCGUGGCCACCAGGAGGGACCACCCCGAGGGCGGUGGCCGUGGGGAGGACCACCACCGGGGAGGAGUGCCGCCAUCGCUCUCCGUCUCUCCCGACGCCGUCUGCGAUGUCUCCAAUGUGGCGCUGGUGGAGGGGCAUCUGCUGCUCCUGGACGAGGUGCGGCGCAGUGGGAGGAACCGCAGCCACCGACGCCACUCCGUCAGAGAGGAAAGAAGUCCCCGCGGUGCCUCGAGAAGCUCCGAAGAGGAGACCUCUUCCACCUCGCAGUUCAGCAACGUCAAAGGCUUAUGGUGGAAGAGGCUCCGGGAACACAGAGGUCGUGGUGGCCUCCAAGCUGAGACGCCAACGGUGACGGUCACCAACAGCGAGAGCCGGAGCGCCUCGCGGGAGUCGCUGACGGCACCGCCGACCGCGGCCGCGUUGGACCUCACCGGGGACGACGUCAUCGUCCGUCCGCUGCACGGCAGCGUCGUGGGAGAGAAGUUCUGCUUCCAGGUGGUGACGGGGGGCGGCAGCCGCGCCUUCGGGUGCUCCUCCUUGGCCGAACGCGACCGCUGGAUCGAGAACCUGCGGAGAACCGCGCGGCCCAACAAGGACAACUGUGAGCGCCUGGAGCUGACGCUGAGCCUUUGGGUCUACGAAGCGCGAGACCUUCCUCCCGGGCGCCGCCUCCGCUGCCACCUCCACUUGGACGGUGUCCUCUUCGCCCGCACCACCGCCAAAGCGGCCAACGCCGACGGUGACCUCUUCUGGGGGGAACUCUUCCAGUUGGCCGCUCUGCCGCCCGCCCGCGCCCUCGCCCUCACCCUUUGCCACGACGACCGCUCCGCUCAACCGUUGGCGUCGGUCACCGUCCCUCUGGAUGAGUUGGCGGCCGCCCGGCAGCCCUCGGAGCGUUGGUACGCGUUGAGCGGCGCCGGUGGAGGCGCGCGGGCGCCGUCGGUGAGGGUGCGCGGCCGCUACGGUGCGGUGCGCGUUCUGCCCAUCGUGCGCUACAAAGAGUUGGCCGAGUUCAUCACCUUCCGGUACCGGGAGCUGUGUGCCCGGCUGGAGCCCACCAUCGCCCUCCGGCACAAGGAGGAGUUGGCCGGAACGCUCGUCCGAGUCCUGCAGAGCACCGGGAAAGCCAAGUCCUUCCUCAUCGACCUCGGGGUGGCCGAGUUGGACCGCUUCGAUGAGCGGGAGGCGCUGAUCUUCCGCGAGAACACGUUGGCCACCAAAGCCAUCGAGGAGUACAUGAAGCUGGUGGGGGGCAAAUACCUCCAGGACACACUGGGGGAGGUGGUGGCCCAGCUGUGCACCUCAGGUGAUGGUUGGGAGGUGGAUCCCAACAAAUGCCUCAGCCUCGACCUCCGCGACAACCGGAAGAACCUGCGCCGCGUCUGCGAGGAGACCUUCCAGCGCAUCGCCGCGUCCGGCGACGCCUUCCCGGCAGAGCUGGGCGAGGUCUUCUCCGCGUGGCACGCGGCGUGCCGGGCGCGGGGGAAGGCGCCCAUCGGGCAGCGCUUGGUCUCGGCCUCCCUCUUCUUGCGGUUCCUCUGCCCGGCCAUCAUGUCCCCGAGCCUCUUCGGCCUCGUCCAGGAGUACCCAAGCGAGGCCACCGCCCGGACCCUCACCCUCGUGGCAAAGGUCAUCCAGAACUUGGCCAACUUCACCACGUUUGGGGAGAAAGAGCCCUACAUGGGCUUCAUGAACGAGUUCUUGGAGCACAACUGGAGCGCCAUGACGGCCUUCCUCCAGCGCGUGGCCAACCCCGAGAGCAGCGUCCACGUGGUCACCUACGAUGGCUACGUGGACCUGGCCCUGGAGCUCGCCACCCUGCACCUCCUCCUCGCCGACAUCUUCUCCGGUUUGGAGCAGAGCACCCAAGAGGACCUGGAGCCGCUCCCCACCAUCCUCACCGCCAUCACGGAGGGGAACCCCAUCCCCGUCUCCGUCCAGCUCAGCGCCACCACGGAGAGAAGCUCAGCCGACGCCUUCCAACCCAUCUUUGUGCCACCGCGAGAGCUGAAGAAGCUCAACCCUCUCCUCAAGAGCCAAUCCCUCAUCAGCAUCCGCCGCGCCCGUGAAGACGGCCCAGAACCAUCUCCACCCGCGCUCCCACCCAACCGCGACCGCCGCAACGUCCAUCGCACGCAGAGCGUUCCGGCGCAGAGCAGAGCCGCGCGGCGCCCGCCCGGGCCGAGCCGCGCCGAGCACCGCCCGGAUCCGUCGGCCGAGGACAACCCGGAGUCCUUCAUCCCUCAGGGUGGCGGGGAGCUGCGGGCGUCGGCGUCGCUGCCGAGGAAGCCGACGGUGCCGUGGCAGCGCUACGCGGACGAGGCGGUGGCCGAAGACGGAGACCUCUACGCCAUUCGCCCGUUGGAGAAGCACCGGCGGCUGCUCGAGGCGGUGAGGAAGGAGGCGGCGGAGAACCGGGAGAAGCUGAGGGUGGUGGAGACGCGGCUGUGGGAGAUGGAGGAGCAGCACCGGGAGGAUCUGCAGCGGCUGCGGCGGCAGCUGGAGGAGAACAACGCCCGCGUGGACAACAUGGGAGCCAGGUUGGCGGCGUCUGAGGACACCAGGAAGAAAGACCUGGAGAGGCUGAAGAAGAGCGAGGAGAAGAGCCGCGAGCUGGAGAGACGGCUCUCGGCGCUGGAGAAGGAGCAGGUGGAGCUGCGUGGUGCCUUCAGCCAAGCUUUGGGCCACCCCGCCAGGAUGGGCCACCGACCGCCAACACGAGGUUGGGAUGAAGGUGGUGACGACGCUCCGGCCACCAGCGUGUGACCGCUUGUCCUGAUGUCCCCAACGCGUCCCUACAGCGCUCCCCAUCUCCAGGGUCUUCCCACGGGGGGUUGAGCGCGGUCUGGUGGGUUGUCCUCUCGCCGGGCAAGAAACGGUGUCACCACCACAAGGUUCUUGGUUGUCUCCUGCCACCUCUCGGGGCUCCGUCCUCUGUCCCAUCGUGUCCCCAACACCCGAUGUGGUGACAGGGGUGACAGGACCACGGGGACACCAUCGUGGGGACCGUCACGGUGGUGGUGGGGAUGGCAGAGCCGUGGGGACCUGGGGAUGAUCCACCUGGGGAGGUGACAGAGCCAUGGGGACCCUUGGGGACACUUCGGGGAGGGCGGGGACAUGGGGACACUGAGGACAGAGCCAUGGGGACACUUUGGAACAGGGCAUGGGGACACUUUGAGGAUGACACAGCCAUGGGGACAUGAGGUCCCCUCCAUGGGGACACUUUGGGGACGUCACAGCCAGGGGGACACUCAGGACGGGGCCAUGGGGACACUGUGGGGACGUCACAGCCAUGGGGACACUCAGGAUGGGGACAUGGGGACACUUUGGGGACGUCACAGCCAUGGGGACACUCACGAUGGGGCCAUGGGGACCCUUUGGGGAUGUCACAGCCAUGGGGACACUCAGGAUGGGGCCAUGGGGACACUUUGGGGAUGUCACAGCCAUGGGGACACUCACAAUGGGGCCAUGGGGACACUUUGGGGACGUCACAGCCAUGGGGACACUUUGGGACAGGGCCAUGGGGACACUUUGAGGAUGAUGAGGCCAUGGGGACACUCAGGUCCCCUCCAUGGGGACCCUUUGGGGAUGUCACAGCCAUGGGGACACGAGGUCCCCUCCCCGGUGUCACCCGGGGGAGCGCAGGGCCAUAGGACCCCG